UUUUUUUUUUUUUUUUUUUUUUUUUUGGCCCGCGCCGUAAUCUCAGACCCUCCGUUUGUCUUCGUCGGCGCUGGUACAAAUACUACGUAUAAAUCCACAAGCCAAGGUCUGCCACUCUUGGAUCGGACUUAUCCCAGUAUACAGUCUUUGCUGGCGCAAGUAUCUACAUUUGAAGCUCUCCCCUGUGGAUUGUCAUAAUCACCCACCGAGCUUCUUCAUAAUGCCAAAAUUCGACUUCCCUCUCUUUUAUAUUCUGCGGGGCGUUCAAGCCAUCUUCGCCCUCAUCGUCUUGGGCUUAACAGGACACUUUGUGAACAGAGUCUACGGCCAUGCUGAUACAGUCAAUUUCAUGCUAUUUAACGGCGUAUGGUCACUUUUUAUCGUCGUUCCAUAUUUCAUCCUGGCACCAAUCCUCGUCCCCGCACUUGCCCACCGUUUCGCUCUCGUGGCUGUGGAUGCAGUCACCAUGAUAUUCUGGUUUGCUGGUUUCAUUGCCCUAGCUGCCGACAUUGGUGAUCCUCAAGGUUGUUCAAAAGGUUCUCUAUGCCGAGAGAUGCAGGCUGCCACAGCCUUUGGGGCUUUCAGCUGGGUUUUGUUCCUAGCCACAGCCGUUUUGAACGCGCUUGGUGCUCUUCGGAGAGAUCCGACGCCUGGCCCUCAGCCUCCUACUGCUCAUGUGCCAUGAGCCUACAGGGUGCUGAAUGUACUUGCAAGGGUCAACAACUGACAGUUUUCAUGACGUCAUUUUCGGGGCCCCAAGUGAGCCAUUCUGAGAUUUAUGUGUAACCUGUGUUUGAAUAUUUGAUGCAAUGCUGCUAAUGUCCCUUUUUUGUCUCAUUAGCUCCUGUACUGAACUCGUGGAUACCCCCUAUUUUGAUAUCAGUUUAAUAAUACCCUCGUGUGCUGCAUUAUUUGAAACAGAUGAUCAACUAAACUGCUGUGACCAAUUUAUAUCUGGUUCUCCUUGGCGUCGUGGGUAGCUGAAACCAAGUAAAACUGAGGCGUAGU
Molecule: messenger RNA, 1008 nt
Organism: Aspergillus versicolor CBS 583.65
Lineage: Eukaryota; Fungi; Ascomycota; Eurotiomycetes; Eurotiales; Aspergillaceae
Product: MARVEL domain-containing protein
Exons: 3
Coding region: 221-685 (154 amino acids)
Cellular component (GO): membrane
Source: RefSeq, a predicted model, not a curated record